AUGACUUCGCUAAUUAUUAAGACUUUACUUUAUUUAAGCGUUUCAACCGCAUUACCUGCUGGGGGUAGAAUAUGGAAUCAAUCGUCCGGCUGCGUUGGUGCUAUUCCCGAUGUAUCAUUCUAUUUCAAUGCUGGUAAUAUAAUCGCUAAUGUUGUAAUUGUUGAAGGCAGCAAUGAUGGUCGCGUUGAUCAGGCGUCUGCUAUCGAUGAAACUUUAAAGGAUUUAACAGCGAGUCCCUUCCAUAAGCAAUACGGUAGAGAAGAGAAACAAUUACGCCAUUAUCCUGUAGGUCCAUCAACCUGUCGCAUCAAACGCCCUUUGUGCCGCCAAAGUGCUAAUGCUGCUAUAAUGUGGGCAGCUGGUGUCAAGCAUGCAGCUCGUUGCCUAUCGCUGUUAUCAUGUUUAUUUCCAAUAUUUGGGAUUUUCUGUGCAUGUACUUCGUGAGUGGACUGUUUGAAUUGCAAUCUAUGCGUUAGCUAAUUAGGA
Molecule: messenger RNA, 486 nt
Organism: Glossina fuscipes
Lineage: Eukaryota; Metazoa; Arthropoda; Insecta; Diptera; Glossinidae
Exons: 3
Coding region: 1-444 (147 amino acids)
Source: RefSeq, a predicted model, not a curated record